AUGUCUUCUUCCAAAUCUAAGAAGCUUACCAAUCAAGAGGUAACUACGCAAUUUAACCUCAAGAAAAACGAAUUACAAACCAUUGCACAAAAAAUUGGUGAACUUGAAUCGGAAGUCGAGGAGCAUAAGGCCGUGAUAGACACAAUAUCCCCUCUAAACGGCGAUCGGAAAUGCUUUCGACUUGUGGGUGGUGUGCUGGUUGAACGUACCGUAAAAGAUGUGUUGCCUGCCCUUCAAACAAAUCACGAUGGGGUACAUGUAUUUUUAGAUUAA
This is a messenger RNA of Dentiscutata erythropus, 273 nucleotides long. NCBI's taxonomy places the organism in Eukaryota, Fungi, Glomeromycota, Glomeromycetes, Diversisporales, Gigasporaceae. The record is from the annotation of a GenBank genome assembly.